Gilbertella persicaria is the source of this 3393-nucleotide messenger RNA. Its product is annotated as Nup133 N terminal like-domain-containing protein. Lineage: Eukaryota; Fungi; Mucoromycota; Mucoromycetes; Mucorales; Choanephoraceae. Gene Ontology annotation, biological process: transcription-dependent tethering of RNA polymerase II gene DNA at nuclear periphery; protein localization to nuclear inner membrane; RNA export from nucleus. The transcript is spliced from 7 exons. The record is from RefSeq and is a predicted model, not a curated record. Gene Ontology annotation, cellular component: nuclear pore; nuclear pore inner ring. The coding region runs from base 251 to 3202 and encodes 983 amino acids. Gene Ontology annotation, molecular function: structural constituent of nuclear pore.
ACAAAAGAGAAAAAAAAACAAGAAUAAAAUUCUUAAAGAGCUCCUCAAGUACAGCCUUAAUCUUUUACUAAAUGAUUUGAUACGCUCUUUGGUAAUUGAGUAUAUGCAUUGAUGUGUUCAACCGAAUUCAAUUGUGACUGACAAUUAAAAAAAAUGUGAAAAAAAAGCGAAAGACAAACAGAAGGCGUCCUGCUAACUAAGCGCGUCUUUUUCCUUUUCUUUUUUUUCUUUCUCUUUUCAUAACUAAAUAAUGGAAAACACGAGCCCUGAAAAGACAUCAAAUACUGUUCGUGAAGCAGCCUUAACUCUCGAAAUAAGAGGUGUUUUGGAUCGUAACUUUCCAGACUUACGAAAAACCUUUACAGACCCACCUCAGUAUAUUUCUGCUCAAGCCGCUCCAGUCAAACCAAUCGUAUUAAAAAAGAGUAUUACUAUGCCUAAUGCCGGUCUUGAAGCUAUAAAACAAUUUGAACCAAACAAUCCUUCCGGAUUCGCUAAUUUUAUAAACAGAGCUUACUUUGUUGUAAAAAACCAACUUUAUUUAUGGGAUUUUGCUGAAAGUCGAGAUCUAGUUAUCCAUGAAGAAGAAGAUGCAAUUGUUGGUAUUGGAUUUGUGAAACCCAAACCUCAAGUGUUUAAAGAAGAAAUCAAGCAAUUGUUGAUUAUUUCUACAGUCAGAGAAAUCAAAAUCAUUGCACUUAAAUACAAUUCCGUCACUGGUCUUGAAGUGUUUGCAACAGACAUGAUAACUAGCUCAUCCGGCGUUAAUAUAAAUGCCAUUGUGGGUACAGAACAAGGUCGCAUAUUCAUGCUAGGCGAUGAUGGCAAUGUUUGGGAGUUGGACUAUAGAAGUCAAGAAGGUUGGUUUACUGGUAAAUGUACAAAGAAAAUUCAUACACCUGGAAGUGGCCUUUCAUUUUUGUUUGGAGGAUUUGCAAAAGAUCCUAUUGUACAACUUGCAGUCAAUGAAAGUGGCACUGUAUUGUAUCAACUCACAGCCAGCUCAUCAAUUUAUGUUACAUAUCUCGGCAAUGACGGAUACACAUUUAACACAGUCUAUAGAAAGACAGAUGUCCUUCAGACUGCUAAAAUGGCUUGUCCUAGCACGCAUUAUCUCACAGGCAAAGACUUCAAGAUUGUCUCUAUUCAGCCUACAACAGCACUUGAAUCUACGUCUUAUCAUCUUGUUGCUAUCACUAAUUCUGGUCUAAGAAUUUAUUUCAGUCACCACACAGAAUCACAGCAUUUGAUAUAUGAUGCUCCACCUAACAACCUUGUUAUCACACAUGUUCGAUCUCCAGAAAAGAGCAUGUCUACAGCAGAUAAUAUUCAUCAUCCCGUUUAUAACAAUGCACUCUUUAUGUUUGUCCAGAACCAACAUGCUAGUGCCACACAAGACAAGAUUAUCAUCUAUUCUCCUGAUUUGGGCAACUUGUCAAACUGUAUCUCACCUGCUUCCAACAUGUCGCUGGCUGAAUUCCACGAUACAAUUGAUAUUCAUGGCAAGGUACUCUCUAUUUCGGAAUCACCCGAAGGAACACAGACCAUCAAUGACAUGACUAUCGUACCUUACUAUGCUCCUACACGUUACUUCUUUAUACUCACGACUUCUGGUGUCUAUGUGCUUGCCAAACAAAGGCCUGUUGAUAUGCUUUCUAAUUUAUUGUCUUUGGCUGGAAAUGACAUUGUGUAUCGUUUACCUGAAUUUGAGCAUUUCUUUAGUCAUUUUGGUUAUGUCAAUUGCUCUACUCUCUGUUACAAUCUGAUUUCAUCCAAUAUGCCUGUCUUGCCCAACUCUGUCAAGCUCUAUAGUCCCGAUUCUGUGGCAACAUCAGUAGCUCAAGGUGCUAAGGUCUUGUUGGAUCGAUUUGGUCAAGUGCCUUCCCUCUUGAAUCAAAUGAAUGAACACCAAUAUACCAGUAGACACGAUGGUUUGGCUUUGUUUAUCUAUCGUCUUGUUCAGCCCAUCUGGACAAAGCAAUUGGUUCAACAAGAUGUCAACAAGGUCUAUUCAAGCACAGUCUCUAUUGAUCAAUUAAAAAAUACGCAGAAUGGACUCAAGAACCUUAUGAGCUUUAUGGAUCAACACCCUGACUUGUUCCCCAAGACAACAGAUUCUCCUGAAGCGAGAUCCUUCAAUAACUUGAGAGAAUUAAUCUCUUACUUGGCAGAUGCUCUUUCCUUCUUUAUCUACUUGAUUGAAACUGGUAUCUCUUCUGUCGUUCAACUCAUGAAGCCUGACUCUCAACAACACUUAUUACAACAAGAUCUCAAGACUCUAUUGACCACAUCUGAAGGUCGUUCUCUUACCCAUGAUUUAUUGUCUGCUUUGAUCCAAUUUAGUUUCAAUCGCUACGAUAAUUCAUCCUAUGUGGUUGACGUCCUUACUCAACACUGUGGCUCCUUCUGUGGUGCUUCUGAUGUUCUUUUGUAUAAGGCAGCCAGUCAAAUCUAUUCUGCCCGUACUGCUACCAAUACCCUUCAAGCCAGAGCUCUUUUGAACGAUUCGUUUAUGAUGUUGACCAAGAUUGCCUCUAGUAUUCCUGCUGACAAGGCAACCGAAAUUGCAGAUGAAUUUGCUAGUCAAGGAAACCACCUUUAUGGUACUCGUUUAGCUCUUGAGUGCAUCAAGGCUCGUGACCCACACCAUGACACAACUGGUUUUGUUGAAGCAGGAUGUCCUCCUCAUGAUCCCAGAGCAUUGUUAUUUAAAGCCAAGAAACCCUUUUAUGACAUUGUGUUCAAGCUUGUUUGCGAUGUUGUUUUGAAAAACAAUGAGCGUGAAACUCAUCGUAAAGACAUCCUAAAUGCUGUAUUCAACUAUAGAGAUAAGGCUUUCCAUUUCUACAUGUACGAAAAGUUUAUAGAAAACCAAAUGGGACAAGAUUUGAUCAAGGAAUCGCCACCUUAUCUCGAAGAGUUUUUGAACCGUAAACCAUGUUCUUUUGAUCGUCUUCGCUUACUUGCUGAUUAUUAUAGAAGAAAUGAAAAAUACGAAGAAGCAGCUCAUAGUUAUAUAGCAUUAGGAAGAGCUGCUGGUGAUAUUGAUAUGAAUGUACGUGUUGACUACUUGACGGCAGCUGCAGUCUGUGCCAGAGCAGUUACAACACCAGCUAAACAAUACGAAAUGUUCCAUUUGAGACAAGAGAUUGAUCAACUUUUGGAACUUGCUCGACAAGCUGCUUCAGCAGUUUUAGUUUAACAGCAAUGAUAAAUAAUAAAGACAUAGUUUUUUUUUAAAAGAAAGUUUAAUCAUUAAACAAGAAAUGUCUCUAACUAUGACUAUGUAAAGUCAAUAUAUAUGUAUACAAACAAUAUAAAAACUUACAAUAGCUUAUUUCUUCUUGGAGACACCAACAGUACGACCACGACGACCAGUGGUCUUGGUGUGUU